Molecule: messenger RNA, 2610 nt
Organism: Cyprinodon variegatus (sheepshead minnow)
Lineage: Eukaryota; Metazoa; Chordata; Actinopteri; Cyprinodontiformes; Cyprinodontidae
Gene: sox7
Product: SRY-box 7
Exons: 2
Coding region: 245-1465 (406 amino acids)
Biological process (GO): regulation of DNA-templated transcription; cell differentiation; anatomical structure morphogenesis
Molecular function (GO): RNA polymerase II cis-regulatory region sequence-specific DNA binding; DNA-binding transcription factor activity, RNA polymerase II-specific
Source: RefSeq, a predicted model, not a curated record
GAAUCACAGCCCACAUGGAGGAGCAGCUGCUUGUGCGCAUCUGUGCGUUCUCUUAAAAAUUUGUUCAGGAAUUUAUCACCAGGCUGUUUUAACGCAUAACCAUUUUUUAUUUGAAAUUAAAACAUUUUUUUUUAAGUUUUCCAAAGAUUUAAGCCAGGUUAAAGACAGAAAGCAGAAAGCGCACAACUUGUUUAAGAGACUCAGACGCGCUUCUUAAGUUUGGAGAGGAGAGAGCGCGCUGCAGAUGGCUGCUCUCAUCAGCGCGUACUCGUCGUGGCCGGAGUCUUUCGAGUGUCCUCCAGGAGACGGAGAUGUCCCUGAAGCACAUGUCUCGCACAGGACCUCCGUGGACAAGGCGCCGGAGCCACGAAUCAGGCGGCCCAUGAAUGCGUUCAUGGUGUGGGCCAAGGACGAGCGCAAACGGCUGGCGGUUCAAAACCCAGACCUUCACAAUGCAGAGCUCAGCAAAAUGUUGGGAAAAUCAUGGAAAGCCCUGACUCCUCCUCAGAAAAGGCCGUACGUCGAGGAAGCAGAGAGGCUCAGAGUGCAGCACAUGCAGGACUAUCCGAACUAUAAGUAUCGGCCCCGUAGGAAGAAACAGCUGAAGCGUAUCUGCAAGCGAGUGGACCCCGGAUUUCUCCUGAGUGGGUUGGCCCAUGAUCACAGCGCUCUGACUGAGCAGCGGGCCCUCGGUCACCCACUGGACAAAGACGAGGGCAGCUCUAAAGGAAUCGUCGGCAGCUUGUCAGGCUCCAGCCCCGCUCUGCCUAGUGUGAGAACCUUCAGAGAGCCCACUGGCUCUAGUAGUAGCUUUGACGCCUACCCAUAUGGCUUGCCCACACCUCCCGAAAUGUCCCCCUUAGAUGCCAUGGACCACGAGCACAUGCCCUCGACCUAUUACUCAACUUCUGGCAGCUCUUCUGUCUCCUGCUCAUCCACAGCCUCUUGUCCAGAUGAACACCACCAAAAUCAGACACACAUGGGCAGCCCACCUCCUUACCACACUGACUACACUCAGACCCAAAUCCACUGUGGGGGCACACACUUAGGUCACAUUGCUCACAUGUCCCAAACUGGGAGCACUGGGCUGAUCCCUGGCCCUCCCCUGUCCUACUACAGCUCCUCGUCUUUCCCACAGAUUCACCAUGGGCAUCACCAGGGCCACCUUGGUCAACUGUCCCCCCCACCAGAGACUCAGGGCCAUCUUGAGACUUUAGACCAGCUAAGCCAAGCUGAGCUUCUGGCAGAGGUGGACCGCAAUGAGUUCGACCAAUACCUGAACUCCACCGCUGGUGGUUUCCACCCAGAACAAGGCAGUGGCAUGACCGUUACUGGACACAUCCAGGUAGCAUCGACCGCCACCACCUCCGCCGCAUCAUGUCCCAGUAGCACCACAGAAACCAGCCUCAUUUCCGUGCUCGCAGAUGCAACAGCAGCCUACUACAACAACUAUGGCAUCUCAUAAGCACGCCUGUUGCAGCUACAGACAUGAGACUGAUUUAAAAACUCUAAAAGACUGUAGUUCGUAUUAAAGAUGCAGGAUAAUGUUGCACUUUUUAGCAUCUAUGAGCAACUUCCUCCAAUCCUAAAGAGCUGGACUGAUUACUGAGCAAUAUGUUUAUCUGGAGCCAAGUUUGGACAACAAGCAAUCUGAAAAAACCUGAAGAUAUGAAGAUGGACACCUCAGGGACGCAGACACAGACUACUAUAGAAUGCCACCCCCAGUUGUUUGGAAAUGUGCUUAACUUAGUGCAACAAUCGUAAAAAAGACUUGUUUAUUCACUCUUUAAUGUAGCUACUUAGGCAUGUACAGAAGCUCCUUAGAAGCUUAUUUAACUCUGUUAAUAUUUUUCUUUCAUAAAUGUAAUACUACUAUCAACGCUUUCCCAUUUGAAUGUUGGCUUUUCCUUUAUCGCUCUCAUAAUUUUGGGAGUCUUACCUCAGUAGUUGUAAUUGAAAACGGUUUCAGCUAAACAUUUCUCAUGCAACUCAACUAAAUUGUGUAUAAUAAAGAAACAAAGACAAAUUCUCUAGUAAUAUAGUCAUAUAGUCAAUGUCUUCAUUGAAAUUUAUUGGUGACUUUAAGUAUAUGAUUGUUUAGAUUAAUUGAAGACUAUAAAAAAAAUAGAUUUUUAUUACAUGACAAUACUGCUGGAAAUACUGGAGAUAAGCUGAUAUAUUCUGAGAUGCCACAUUGAUUAACUAGAUGCUUAGAAUGAGAAAAUAAAACAAUAAAACAUUAUAGAAUGACUACUUCUUUGAGAAUAAUUUGGAGAAAAAAAACUGUUGUGAGACAUCUUUCCAUCUUUGAUCUCGUCAUAUCAUUUGUUCUUUUAUUAUGGGUUCUGAUGAGGUUUAUGUUACCCAUUCCAAUGCUCACCAGAUUUUUCCACCCUCUCUGUCAUGUUUCCCAUUGGCCCUCUCCUCUUUCAGAGGAUUAGUGUAAAACAGGCGCAUUCAUUGCCACCCGCCUCCAUCUCAGUGUUCCUUUUGUUUUUCUGGAGUCUUAUUCUGGGUACCAUUCUUAGGCCCUCCAACCCCCCCGUUCACAACCCGUGUCCCCCACUCCCACUCGCUCCCCCCUUGGUAUAUCUUGCCGAUGCAGACCUU